AUAACUUUAAUCAUGUGCCACCUAAAUCUUUAUCAAUAAAGGAAAAGAUCUAAAUAUUUUAAGUUUCAAUUCAAGAAGCCUUAGCAUUAUAUAUUGUAGUACUUCAAAGAAUGUAAAAUCAUCAACUAUACAUUAUUUAGUUCAUGUAUUUUGUUUUCUUUUAGCCAAUUUGUUUGUAGCCAUGAAGUUGUUGAAUAUCCUUCUUGUUUUGUUCAUAGUUUGUUGUUUAUCAUGGCCAAGUAUGCAGCGCAAUUUAGAUACUUAUAUAGUUCAAGUUGAAUCUCCAGAAAAUCAAAUUUCAACUCAAUCAAUGUCAAUGGACUUAGAAAGUUGGUACAAUUCUUUUUUGCCAAAGACAAUCUCGAAUGAAGAGGAGGGGCCGCGUUUAGUAUAUUCAUAUCGCAAUGUGAUGAAAGGCUUUGCUGCUAGAUUAUCAGCAGAGCAAGUGAAAGAAAUGAAGAAAAAAUCAGGCUUUGUAAAUGCGUGGCCGGAGAGGAUAUUGUCUUUGCACACUACGCGUACUCCGAGUUUUCUUGGAUUGAAGCAGAACAUUGGCUUGUGGAAGAAUUCUAACUAUGGGAAAAGUGUGAUCAUCGGUGUCUUAGACACCGGGAUCACACCUGACCAUCCUUCAUUUAGCGACGAAGGAAUGCCUCCUCCGCCUGCUAAAUGGAAGGGUAAGUGUGAAUUGAACUUCACUACAAAGUGUAACAACAAGAUCAUUGGUGCGAGGACUUUCCCAAAAGAAAAUGGUUUACCAAUAGAUGAUGAUGGGCACGGUACUCACACCGCCAGCACUGCUGCUGGUGGUUUUGUGAGAGGUGCUAAUGUGUAUGGAAAUGCUAAUGGCACUGCUGUUGGUGUUGCCCCUCUUGCUCACUUGGCUAUUUAUAAGGCCUGUGACUCUUUUGGUUGCAUUGUAAGUAAUGUUUUAGCUGCAAUGGAUGCAGCUAUUGAUGAUGGCGUUGAUAUCAUAUCGCUUUCCCUUGGUGGAUAUACUAGUCCCUUCCAUAGUGAUCCUAUUGCUCUCGGUGCAUAUAGCGCAACUGAAAGAGGCAUUCUUGUGAGUUGCUCUGCAGGUAAUACUGGUCCAUCUAAAAGUUCUGUAUCAAACGAAGCCCCGUGGAUUCUCACAGUAGGCGCGAGCACUCUUGACAGGAAAAUUAAGGCAACAGUUCAGCUAGGAAACAAAAAAAUGUUUGAAGGUGAAUCAGCCUUUCAUCCAAAGGCUGUUAAUACAAAAUUCUUCCCUUUGUUUGUUCCUACACUAAAUGCUAGUGAGUUUCGCAGAUCUUAUUGCGGAUCAGGUACGUUGAGUGACCGUGAUGUUAAAGGAAAGAUAGUAUUGUGUAUGACAGGAGGCGAUUAUUCGAGAAUUGAAAAAGGACAAACUGUUAAGGAUGCUGGAGGUGUUGGCAUGAUUCUAAUAAACGGGGCUGAAGAUGGUUUCACUACAUCAGCUACCGCUCACGUCCUUCCAGCAAUGGAUGUAACUUAUGCAGACGGAAUGAAAAUCAUUGAAUAUAUGAAUUCAACGAAGAAACCUGUUGCUCGGAUUACAUUCCAAGGAACUAUACUCGGUGAUCAAAAUGCUCCGGCUGUUGCUGCAUUUUCUUCCAGAGGGCCAAGCAUAGCUAGUCGCGGAAUCUUAAAGCCUGAUAUUAUCGGUCCUGGUGUAAACAUUCUUGCUGCUUGGCCUACCUCCAUGGAGAAUAACACCAACACAAAAUCUACUUUCAACAUUAUUUCGGGAACUUCCAUGUCUUGUCCUCACCUCAGUGGCGUGGCAGCAUUGCUAAAAAGCGCUCAUCCCACUUGGUCUCCUGCAGCUAUAAAAUCAGCAAUCAUGACAACCGCUGAUACAACCAAUCUUGCCAACGGUCCCAUAUUAGAUGAGACACUUCUUCCUGCUAGCAUCUUCGCGGUUGGUGCAGGACAUGUCAAUCCAGAAAGAGCAAAUGAUCCAGGAUUAAUUUAUGAUACCCCAGUCAAGGACUAUGUACCUUAUUUAUGCGGUUUGAAUUACACAAAUCGAGAGGUUGGAAACCUUCUACAACAUAAGGUGGAUUGCUCGGAAGUGAAAAGCAUUCCUGAAGCACAACUAAACUAUCCUUCAUUUUCCAUCACACUCAGAGAAAAUCCUCAAACAUAUACAAGAACAGUGACUAAUGUUGGGGAGGCUAAAUCAUCUUACAUUGUGGAAAUAGUUUCACCACAAGGAGUUUCCGUGUCUGUUAAGCCCUCUACUCUGAAGUUCUCGAAGAUGAACCAGAAAAAGACAUAUCGAGUAACUUUUUCAAGAACAGACAAUAGUUCAACUAGUGGUGUAGUUCAAGGAUUCUUGAAAUGGACUAGUAAUAGGCACUCUGGAAGAAGUCCAAUUGCAAUCGUUCUAUAAGAAACUGCAAUGUUUGAUUUCUAGUCUCGUUUUGUUUUAAAAAGUCAUGAUUUGUUCAAUGUAAUAAGCCUACAUUCAUUGUUUGAAUCCAAAAUGUAGAAUGAAUGCAGAAAGUACUCAUGAUGGAUUUAGAGAGCUCA
Molecule: messenger RNA, 2538 nt
Organism: Solanum pennellii
Lineage: Eukaryota; Viridiplantae; Streptophyta; Magnoliopsida; Solanales; Solanaceae
Product: subtilisin-like protease SBT1.7
Exons: 1
Coding region: 182-2398 (738 amino acids)
Biological process (GO): proteolysis
Molecular function (GO): serine-type endopeptidase activity
Source: RefSeq, a predicted model, not a curated record